AUGUGCCUUGAACUCGAACAUUUAAUAUCUCUAUUCCUUGAAGAUUGGGAAUCUGCCUUGGGUUGUCAUCAGUCUCAGGCUGAUCAUUCUUUAUUCACUCUCAUCACUCACACUAGCAUCACUCUUGUUCUUGUUUAUGUUGAUGAUAUCUUGGUCGCUGGUAAUGACAUUUCUCAGAUUGAGAUUUUCAAAAUAGUUCUCUCCACUCACUUCAAAACAAAAGACCUUGGUUCUCUAAAAUUCGUUCUUGGACUCGAAGUUGCUCGUUCUCCCAAAUUUAUUUUCCUUAAUCAGAGCAAAUAUGCUCUUGACAUCCUUUCUGAUGGUGGUCAACUUGGUGCUUGGACUACCUCUUUUCCUAUGGAACAACACUUGAAGCUCAAGAAUCAAGAUGGCGGCCUCCUUCUUGACCCUUGCAUGUAUCAUUGUCUAGUUGGCCGCCUCAUCUAUCUCACAAUCACCCGACCUGACAUUGUUUAUGUAGUAAAUAUUCUUACAAAGGAGGAAGAUAGUGUUGAAAUAUUUGUUCAAGAAUUCAAAGAUGAGGAGCAUGUUGAAUCAUUAAGUAAGCUGAAAUAUGAGGAUUUGGGGCAUGAUAAAUCCAAGGAUUCAUUAGCUUAUACUGUCAUAAACAUCAACAUAGAAGUGGAUAAAAGGGAAAAUGUUGUAUGA
This is a messenger RNA of Carya illinoinensis, 672 nucleotides long. RefSeq lists its product as uncharacterized. The coding region runs from base 1 to 672 and encodes 223 amino acids. The record is from RefSeq and is a predicted model, not a curated record. The transcript has 3 exons. Lineage: Eukaryota; Viridiplantae; Streptophyta; Magnoliopsida; Fagales; Juglandaceae.